This is a messenger RNA of Caenorhabditis sp. 36 PRJEB53466, 5480 nucleotides long. Lineage: Eukaryota; Metazoa; Nematoda; Chromadorea; Rhabditida; Rhabditidae. The record is from the annotation of a GenBank genome assembly.
AUGCUGGACAUAGAAGAACCUCUUGUCAAAAACAAAAAGUACCCGUUCUUCAAAACGCCUCGACUUGGUGGAUCUCGAAGAAUUCGAAACAGGCUUGUUCAAAAACAGGUUGGAUUUUUUGUAUAUUGCAUAAAUGCAGUAGCAGCGGUUGGUCGUUAGGCAUACAAUUACCACCUCAAAAGUCUGGUAAUACCGCUCUACCGCAAUCACACGCCAAACCCUUUCUCGAUUUAGCACUGAAUUCGCGUGGAGAGCGGUAGAGCGCGAAUGCCAGACUUCAGCGGCUGCAAUUUUGAGUUAUCGUAAAGUUUGAAGCUGUUUGACCACGCCUCUUUGAAUUCCAAUAUACUAAAAAUUUACAGGGUCUUUGCAAUAUUAGCUUAAAGAAUGUGCCAAAGCAAAGAAGGAAAUAUUUUUCGUAAGUAUAUAAAGAUGAUGCUCCAUCAUGAUUCUUUUCAGCGACAUUUUCACAACCGUCAUUGAAAUGAAAUGGCGUUGGUGUCUUCUCUAUUUCUCAUUAUCUUUUCUCAUAAGUUGGUCAUUUUUUGCUACUGUAUAUUACCUCAUUGCUAAACAGCACGGAGACAUAGAACAGGUGAAUUCAAAGAAGUACAAAAUAGACAUAGUUUUUAAGUCUAGUUCGAAGCGGGCGAUUCAAGUUCCCAAAGUCAUGAAAGUUAAAAAAAAGAACCGGAAUUUUGCUGAAUUAUAUUAAAAGAAAACAAGAUAAGGACCCGAGAAGUAAACGAGACUUUCGAGUUUUUAGACGGAACUCUUAUAACUUUCCUUAAAAUUAAAUUUAAAAUUAAAUAUGGUGGUCAGGGGACUAGAAAGCAACAGCUGCCGUGUACUUCUCGUUGUUUCCUAAAAAUUUACAGAAUCUGGGACUUGGAAAACAUGAAUCCCCCACUUUCAACUUCAUUUUCAAUAUUUGUUCAUUUUGUUUGAGACGACACUUUUACAUCGUGGCAAUUAAUUAAGUAUACAACGUUUUUGUUUGGACUUCGCUAACGUCCAAGUAGUCAAAAUAAUAACAACGGACAAUGAAAUACGAUAGAUUGGCAGUUCUUCCGAACGUGUUAAGAAUCUCAAGCAGCUAGUAAUUUUUUUGUUGACGGUACAUCGUUUUUGUUCAUGAAUAGCUCUGACUUUGUUCCUUUUUACAGUAGAGAGGUGUAAAAUUGUCUGUAGAAUCCGAAUUUAACGUUCUUUUUUUGGAAAAAAAGUACAAAUAUUUUCCAGAAAAUCGAGUUUUUUCAACAAAUUUUUGAAAACGACCACAAAUAAAUUUUUUUCUUUAUGAAUGAGGGGUGCUAAAUUUUUUGUCUCAACAUGAAAUACGCUCAAAAAAAUGCGAGGAAUCAAAUGGAGUUGAGCCUGAGUCGAUAGGUUUUUUUUAAAGUUACAGUUUAGAGGUACUUAGAGCCAGUGCUCCGACCAGAGCUCGCGGAGGGGCCAAAUAUUAUUCUUGGGUGUCAGUGUCAUGGGGGAACCUCAUGAUUAUAAUAUGGGACAAAUAGGAUGAAUCUGAAUUUUUUGUGCCAUCCAAUUUCUCAGGAAUCGCCUUUUAAAUCGUUCAUAAGCUAAAUAUUUGAACCAUUAUCAAUAUUUUUGCGCAAUAGCAAUUAUCUAAAUUUAUCUGACCCGAUUGCAGCAAUAUGAAAUCGUUGUAUACUUAAUUGCCAGCCUGUAAAACUAGAAAACUAGUAACUAGUUUGAAAAAAAUUUUAGAUUUCAAAUGCCACAUGGACCCCGUGUAUCGUAAACGUUCAUAAUGAGUUAAACGCGUUCCUUUUUUCAUUUACAACACAGACAACAAUUGGAUACGGUUUUAGGCAAGUUUUCGGACUAAUACUCUUCGCCACUGGCAAAUGGCCAGUGAAACUUGAAUUGGAAAAUUUACGUCUUAAAGGUACCCUACGGAUGCUUGUCCUCUGACAAUUGUGACCAUGUGUUUUCAGUUUAUGUGGGGUGUUAUGACACAGGUUUUUUUUCUAUUUUCAGCAUUUUUUCAUCUUACCAUUUUCAGACACUCAUGGCUGGUAUAAUAUUCUCAAAACUAGCACGACCUAUCAAAAGAGCAGCAACACUAAUUUUCUCAAAAAACGCGGUUAUAUGUCUUAGAGAUGGAAAACUCUGUCUACUUUUCCGAGUGGGCGAUAUGCGAAAAUCAAGCUUGGCAGAAGCUCAUGUAAGAUUACAGGUAUGCCGAAGCUUUAUUACAAAAAAAAUGGUUAUCACCUCGUUGUUAUUUAUGUGGACUUCGGAGUUUCUCAUAGUCAAACAAAAGCAGCUUUUAAGUCCACAUGUCCUUGAGCGGUCAUAAGGAACAAGAUAAUGAAAAUGACUGUGAAAAACAAACAGAGAAAAGAACAUUUGAUGAGAAGUUUUCUGAUUUUUCGCAUUUUUUCUUCUGAAAUAAACAUUUUCCGAAGAACAUAUAAACUAGGAUACUUACUUUCCUUGAUUUUUUUGCGAAACGCUAGGCGAUAAGGGAUUCCUCUAGAAAAAGCAUUAAUCGUUUUUGUGGAAUGAUAAUUCAACUCAGAGGCGUCUAUCUCAGCGAAUGUAACUGUUCUUUUCGUCCUUAAAAGGGAAUAUUUAUCGAAUUCCACAAAGCGUUUGUUCACUUUUUGCAUUGCUCUUCGACUGAUACGUCUUGUUCCAUUGAAGUUUGCGCACUUGUUGACUGUGUACAAAUUGAAAUAUUUGAGAUAUUAAUUGACCUUUCUCCCACGUUCAUUGAGAUUGACUGUUGAUCAGAAGGUGACGACAUAACUGUAACAUGUGAAUAAUUUUCAGAUGAUCAAAAGAUGUGUCACUUAUGAAGGAGAAUUACUUCCUUUUCAUCAGUUUGAUAUGGACGUAGGGUAAAAAAACAAUUGAAUUUAUUGAAAGUAUAAAAAAACAUUUUCCAGUUACGAUCAAGGAUUGGAUCGAGUUUUCGUUAUCUGGCCAAUAACAAUUUGUCAUGAGAUAGACGAAAGGAGUCCACUAUGGGAUAUUGGAUCUGAUGAUUUGAAAAGUGCCAAAUUCGAAAUUAUUGGUAGACUUUAUAAACCAAGAAAUUGUGUCUGUAAUUCUGUUCAUUUAGCUAUACUAGAAGGAGUUGUGGAAAGUGUGGGCUCGACUACUCAAGCGAGAACCAGCUAUCUACCAUCUGAAAUUCUAUGGGGCCACAGGUACAUAAUAAUAAUUAUUUGGGUAUCUGUCACCAAAUUAUCUUUAUAUUCUAUAUCAUUCGUCAAAAAUGAAAAAAGUCUAGGAAGCUGGGUGAAUGAGUCGCGUGUGGCACGUUGUAAGGCAUUAAAGUUUUACAUGCUACUGUCUCGUAUGCUGCAUAGACACUGUAAUAUUCUCUUCAGUAGUAGCAAGCACUGAAUUUAGUUAUAAAAAAAAUAAUAACAAAAAUGAAAAUGAAAAAUAAUAGAGAUCAUAGAAAAAAAAAGAUUUUGUGACUAUUACGUCAUUCGUGGAUAAAGCGUCACACUGGAAAGAUUUUCCAAAAAUAACAAAUAAAGCAGCAUCAGAAGAUAAGCAACACCAAAACUAUCAGAGACUAUUAAAAUAUCAAUUUUGACAUUCUUUUUUCAGAUUUGAAAAGUUGGUUCACUAUAAGAAAGAGAAUGGGCAGUAUAACAUUGACUUUGGCAAAUUUCACAACGUCUACUCGAUAAAUACACCCACAUGCUCAGCGGCGGAAAUUGAACGGUUAAGAGUGAGUUAUUCCACUUCCGUUCUGAAGUUGUGUAUAAUGAAUAGAACGCUGACUGUUCUUUAAUACAUUUUUAGGCCGAAGGAACGUUCAAUGAGUCUGAAUAUCAAAUGUAUCCUCCGUCAGACAAUAAACUUAGUCUUCUGGACAACGACGAACUUUCUCCAAUUCGCGAUUCAAUGGACCUUUCCAACCAGGUACCACAGGUAACUCAAAGCUGCGAGAAAGCUUGCUAUGUGAUGAAGACCAGCCUGUUUUUAUUUGAUUCCGUUGAGUAACUGGUGAAAAAAUCGACAUGCAUGAUUUGCACUGUCUUUCUGUGAUUUCGCAUUUCAGUGAUAUAUGAAAAUUCAUAGAUCACACAAGUUCUAACGUAAGUCACGAAAUAAUCUAACAUCUCUAUUUCUUUUCAUUAAUUUUCAUUAGCAUGUUAUCACAGCUUUGAGCUCUUUAUUGUCCACAAAAAAUAAUAUUUGUUUCUUUUUCAGAUUCAAAUCCUUCGUCGAGAUAGUGAUGAAGAUCCCGACGCAGGAGAAGAGAGUUUGGAAUUGGUAAAUUUUGUGUUUGGUUGACUCGGUUUUUAACGUAUGUUCACUCAGGUUGACUUAGGAAUCCAUCACAAGUGUUCCAUCCGUUCACAAUCUCCAAUUGUCACUUCUGCAUCUCAUCUUUUACAACCAGGCCAUAAGAACUCGUGUUCCGUCAGAAGAGGCAUGUUAGCACCUCCAGCUUCUCAUUCUUAGAAUAUUUGUUGUAACUUUAUUGUCCGUUACUGCGCCAUGUUUAACGACAUUUCCAGCGAAAAAUUGAGGUGAAUAGUAAACUCCCCUAGCCCAGAUAGCAUAUUUUUUGGUAAAUUUAUUUGCAAACGAAAUCGUAUCAAAUUUAUGAAAUUUGAGAAAUCCGGAUUUUUAAACCAUUUUUUAGAGUUAAAUCGGCCGGGGACUUGAAUUAUCAACAGAGAGCAAACAAAUGCAGUUGAAAAAUGCCGCACACCAAAUUUUUUGGCACAUUUCUUUAUCCAAAGCGAAUCAAAUUAAGAACAAUCAUAUAUGUGAAAAGGUUUCUAUAUUUGGUUUGUAAAAGUGGCCGAAGACUAGGAAAAACAGGCGACUAAUAAUGUUUUGAUCCCGUAGUAAACAAAUCAUGAUCCGUCUCUUUUCUGUUGGCAACAAUAACUGUGGUGCAGCACUUUGUCUGAUUCUGUUUGGCGCUCGGCCGGAGAUCACAAUUUUAACCGAGCGCAUUCACAUCGAAAUGCUCUAAUAGUACCAUGUGAUUGGUCACUUACAGUGUUAUUAUCAGAUGUAAGAUACGUUUAGUAAUAGCGAAAAUAAUUGGGAUCCAGACAAGUCUAUUGACAUUCUAUUGACAUGUCUAUUGACAUGCGCAAUGCAAAAAAUAGUUUUGCACUCCUUUAGCAUGGUUACGUUCAAUGUUGCGAACGCGAACAGCCGCAGAUUCCUGUUCGCACAUUCUCUUCAAGUGGAUAUAUAUGUCGGGGAAAUGGUAGCGGGUUCUAACCUGGGCUCUACCUUUUUUGGACUGCUGCACGUAUAUCCAAAAAUUCAGACAGACAGACAAACACCUCAUAUAAGAACCGCUAUUCCCGCAAUUCUGUUGUUUAUCAAUGUUUUCAUUUUUGUUGUGACAAGCAUGAAAAUCUACUGUUACUCUGUUCGAUUUUAUAUUUUUGCCAACACCUAACAUUUUCAGCGGAAAUUUUGCAGGUUCUUCAACGCUCAACGUCAGUCUUCAUGGAUAA